CGAAAAUCUUUCGGUUUUAACUGUAAAGUCGUUUCAUUCUUAUUCUUGAAUAUGUAUUUCUUCAUGAACAAGUGUUCUGAUAUUGUCUAUUCAAUAUUAUCUUUUGACUUGACAUAGGUGAAUAUUCGUAUCCCUUCAACAAGUCGACAUAUUUAUGUGAAAUAAAACAACAAAAAGGUUGCCUAAAAUAUUUUCUCUUUUUUUUUCAACUUGUCUAACCUUUCGAUAUUUGACUUAUCCGAACAGAUACUGUGAAAGUUUCAUGUUAGUUUCUUUGGUCUAUUGAUUUAUUAUAGUUUCAUAACAUAUGAAAUAUUGUCCUAUGCACCAAAUUGAUAUAGAAUAUCGAUCAAUAUGUAAUUUAGAAUAAAAAUCAAUACCACUUGGGGAUGAAUGAAAAUAUUUACCAAUUGCAAAUAUUCUUUUUAAACAAAGUUCUUCUUUUCUCAAACAAUUGGGAAUAUUUCGCAUUUUCUAAACAAUGAAAUACACGUCUAGAUUAAGAUUAACAUGAUGUGCAUUGAAUAAAAUCAUGGCAUAUCUUUUCGGAAACAUUUUCGUAGAAUACUUGAAAUGAAGAAUUUUCAAGAAAAACUUGAUAUUUUUUAUACAGAAACUGUUCGAUUGAUCUACUUAAUUAUGGCUCACACACUUAUCUCGAAACCAAAUAAGUUUUAUUUAAAGCAACAAUCAUGACAAUAUAUUGGCAAUAAAGAUCAGCAGAAUAAAGGAGAGAACGAUAACAAUUCUUAAUAUCCACAACAGGAAUGGUAGAAACUUUGUGUUCCCGAGAACAACGAUUACCACAACCAGAAUAUUGGCAAAUACAAUGUUUUUGUGUAGGACGCAAAUAUGAUUCCCUUAUCAUAGCUUGAUCUGAAUUUAGACAUUCAAACAUUUAGAAUAAGUAAAGUAUUGGUUGAUUUAUUUAUACUAACUGAGAUCUAAAAAUAAAUGAUGAAAGUAUUAUUUGAAAUCGCAACAUUGAAACUGAAAAUUUUUUAGUAAGCAAAAUGAUUUUAUUUUGGGUGUGUGUUUAGAUUUCUUGGCUUCUACAUACGUGGUCAACUUAAGUUAUGUCGAAGAUGGGCAUAGACGGAUCAUUUUAGUACUCAAUGUGUGCUAUUUUUUAUUCUUAUUAGGAAGUAAAUAGUACUGACUAAUGUUCUAUCGUUUUUGGUUUUCAAAACCAAACGAGGAAAUGUAAAAACUUGAAUGUGAGAAGAAUAUAGAUUUCUAUCAUAGACUGCAUAUAAUUCUAUUCGAAAGUAGAAUAAUUUAAUUUCAUUAUUGGGAUCGACUAUCACUACAAAACCUUUGAUCAAAUAUAUUAGCAAUAAAAAAAUUAUUACUAAUUUUAUACAAGGCACUCUCUUCACAACAUUGACUUUAACUAGUUCAAAAAAAAAACAAAUGAUGUUGAUUUCGCAUCAACAUAUGCAAUGAAAACUUUAUACGAAAUAUUUAAGUAGUUGCAAAAGAGUCUUCAAUCGAGAAUCAUCUAAAGAAAAAUAACCGUUACAUUUUAUUAUUUGUAUGAUGCAACUUAGAGUAAAUUGAGAGAACUGACAGAUCAAUUAUAGUGAUGAACAAGACUGACGUUAUAGCCUAAAUUUAAGUAAGUUUUUUUGUCAUUUGGAAAAACUAUAUUCACCUAUGAAAUAUGUCGUUAUCUGCUAGCAUCAUCGAUUUUUACUAACGUAAGUAAAUGAUUGUGACUACAUAGUUUUUAUCUCAAGAAAGGUUUUAUUCGACUUGAAUUUUUAGCUCACUUUGAAUGCAUCAACUAUCAUUGCCUAAUGAUCAUGAAAUUGAUUUCUCAUGCAUACUUACUCGUGAAUUUGAGUUUAAAUUAAAGUACACGUGCAAUACAGUGUUGUUACAGGACAGCGAAUGCAAAAACAAAAUACAUGUGUUGACAAUAACAGUUUUCAGAAGAUUACAUGCUGUAUUUUUCGUUCUAUGAGUCCUCCGUGUAGAAAUGAAAAAUAAAUGUAAAUAGAAGUUUUGUGUAAUGUUUGACGAGAGAAAGAAAUACAGUGAGAAUAUUUUUUUGUCCAGUCUCGAUGUUGAAGAUAAACUCAAAUAAUUUCAUUGUGAAAGAUUUAAUAAUAAAAAUAUAUAAAUAGAUCUACGUAGCUUUUUUAAUCAUUGUAAACAAGGCUUUAGAUAUUAAAACCAUAAGGGUGGGUGUGGAUGUGAGUAUAGGUGCUAGUGAAGAGAAGCUUAAUACCCACACCCUCUUGGGGUGUGCGUGUGGCUAGCGAAAAGAUUAGAACUCACAGUCACAGUCACACCCACCCACACCUACACUCACACCCACACUUCUCAUGGCAAAGGUCCAGUCGAUGGGAUUGGAGCAGCCGUAAAAUCUUGAGCAACACGUUUUCUUUUAAGUGGUUCAGCUGAAAGAGCAUUUCUUUCACCAGAUGAUCUUUUUAAAUAUACUAAAGAAGUUAAUGAUCAUCAAGUAAUGAAAUAUGAUCUUGAACCCAAUCGAUCAAUCGAAGCGUUUUACAUCAAAACAUCUGAUAUUGAUAAUACUUCCAAAAAAACUUUAGAGCCACAACGGUUACAAAUAUCGAAAAAAUUAUGGAUUGAUGGUAUUCAAAGUAAACAUCAAUUUAGUCCACUUGGCAUCGAAUAUGGUGGAGCAACAACAUCAUGUACUAACAAUGCUUUGGUUUUAUUAAUGUUAACUGGAAUAGAAAAACCAAAAUCACUAGAUAAUAUUAAUAUAAUAACGAGACAAGGAAGGAAUACAAGUAAACCAGGUUUUUGUUUAAUAUGUAAUGCUGAAGCACGUAUUUUUAAUUAUGCUGUACUUUCCUGUUAUUCAUGUAAAACGUUUUUUCGUCGGCAUAGCUUUCAUCUAAAAAAUAUUCGCCCAUGUCAAUAUGGAGGUGAUUGUGAAAUAACAGUACAAACACGAAAAUAUUGUACAUCAUGUCGAUUAGCUAAGUGUUUUGCAAAAGGUAUGUCAACAGAACUUAUUCGAAAAGAAUAUCAAAGAUCAAAAUGUUCUCCAUCGAUUAAAUCAAAUAGGAAAUCAAUGUCAAUUCUACCAAUCACUUCAUUAAAUUUACUAAACAAUGACCAAUCAUAUCUUAAGAGUUCUGAAUGGAAUUUAUUAUCAAAUGUAGUUCAUGCUUUUGAUAAAUUCAAUUUGGUUCCAUCGAUGCGUAAUAUAGUUAAAUCUUUAGAUUUCGUUGAACCGCCCAUUAAAAUUGAUAUAUCCGAUACAUUUAAUCUAUUUGCUUCUUUUUAUACGUCUGUAAAAUCAUUCGUUAGUGUCACAGCUGAUUUUCGCGUAUUGACUGUUGCUGAGCAACGUUCACUUUUUCAACGUAAUUUACAUGGUCUAUUUAAUCUUUGUGGUACAUUUAUGUUGCGUGAUGCUGGAAUAUUUGAUAAUAUUAGAAAUGAAAGUAUAAUUGCACCUUUAUAUGGACAUGAAAUUGUUCGUCAAGCAAAACAAAUUACUAUGAGACUUGAUUUUGAUUCAACAAUUGUUAAAAUUAUUCAUAUGGUUUUUGCUUUUUCUACAAAUUGUUAUACAGUCAAUUAUGAUCCAUAUAUGAGUACAGAUGCUCUUCUUACAGGUACUUUUCGUUUACUUGGUAGUCAAAAUGUAUAUACUGAAAUGUUAUGGAAAUAUAUGGUAUAUCGAUAUGGCUAUGACGAAACUAUUCGCCGUUUUGCGGCACUUAUUAAACAAAUUCUUGAUUUAAUUGUACUUUCAGCAGAUAUUUAUAUGGAUAAUCGAUAUCAUCGAAUACUUGUUGAUGAUUUUGUUGAAGAAGCAAAAACUGCACUUAUUCUUAAUGAAAAAGAUUCUGUUCCAUUAUGGGGAAAAGACAAUUACUUUGACUAUUGA
Rotaria sordida is the source of this 3877-nucleotide messenger RNA. Lineage: Eukaryota; Metazoa; Rotifera; Eurotatoria; Philodinida; Philodinidae. The record is from the annotation of a GenBank genome assembly.